AUGAACGACCGAAAGUCUGGCCGUCGUCAGCGCAAGCCGACAGGUGGCGCCACGAAUUUGAAUCGGGAACGGUGGACGUUUCUAUCGACCGUGGAGGAGCUACCACUUGGAGGGCGGCAGAAGUCUCGCAGUACAUCCAACUUAGCCAGCGGCCCUCGUGGGCCGCUGGCCUCGGCUGACAAGACCAAGGACAAGGGUGGUUCGAAUCAACCCGUUGCCGUCGACAUUGACGGCGAUGGCAUGAUCGAUGUGCGCGAAAUGCGCAUGGCCAAGUACCUCCAUGACAUCACGUCCAAAAUGACAAAGCCAGACGGGACAGCGCCGACGGACGCCGAACUCCGCGACAUGCAAGUCACGGUCGGGAGGUACACGCUGGCACAGGACUUUGUCCACCGCAACAAAGGCAAGCUGUGGCGGUACGGACCAACGUUUGCCGACAAGUCGGACGACGAGUGUGUCCGCUUUGUCGCCGAACACAAAAACUUCAAAAAGAUCUUGCCUUACCUCGAGUUCAUGGAGCGCCGCCGGACAAUUCGGUCGUCGUCCAACCUUCGAUCGUGUUUGAACGAACAGUCCGAGAUGGUCGACGACGACGGAAACGUCAAGGGACAUCGCCAUCCGCAAACGUGGGUGUACACCCAGCGCAAGCUCAAAACGCCGACGCAUAUGAACAUGAUGGCCGUACACAAAGCCGUGAAUUCCACGUACGCGAGUCGACUCGAAGAGCCCGACGACCCGCUCCCUGUAUCGCUGGACGCUCUGGACGAGCUACCAACCCCGCCGCCGAGGAAGCCACUUCUCGACCCGUUGGCACCAACCAACAAGGACGUGUUCCGCAACAACUUUGGUGUGAUUGAUAUUGACGGCGACGGCGUCAUCGACGACUUUGAAAUGCAGCUACAUGUACAAUUACAAGAGUCCCGCGCGCACGACGCCCAAGCGGUCGACUUGAACGGCGACGGACGGAUCGACGACGUCGAAGAGAUGCUGCAUGAAAAGGCGCGGAGCACCCAGCUCCAGGCCGAGGGGCGACACCUCAUGGCCAAAGACUUUGUCAAGCGCAAUGCGGGUGACAUGUGGCUGUACAACCCCGUCUACCGCGACAAAACAGACGACGAGGUUAUCGAGCUCCUGGCAAACGACAAGGGCGUGUUUAGCAAAACCAUGAACAAACUGCGAGCGAAAGAGCGCGUGCUCGGCCUCAAGUCGUCCAAAGGCGUGACGGCGUGUCUGGUCGACCCAAAAGUGCUCAAAUUCCGACCGGACCCGGCCAACAUCUUGACGCCACGUCAAGUGAUCAGCAAGUCCGAAUUGGACAAGGCCCAGCGCGAGUUCAGCAAGCACCUAAACAGCCAUGGCAUGGAUGGCGCUGGCGUGUUUGUCAAGCAUCUGCGGUUAGAUGCGCUGCAGCAGGUGGAACAAUCGUCGCCACAACACAAACGACAGGGCGGCCUUGGACGAAGCCACAGCACCCCCGUGAUUGGGCUGCCCAAGUUGUACGCUUCGCCCAUCAAACUCGCGACGGUGCAGGAGUUCAGGAUAACCAAGUGGAAGACCGGUGACGCCCCAAAGUAG
Molecule: messenger RNA, 1575 nt
Organism: Aphanomyces invadans
Lineage: Eukaryota; Oomycota; Saprolegniomycetes; Saprolegniales; Verrucalvaceae
Exons: 2
Coding region: 1-1575 (524 amino acids)
Molecular function (GO): calcium ion binding
Source: RefSeq, a predicted model, not a curated record